AUGGGUGGUUCAGUUUCAAAAAUAAUGGGGAAACUCUUUGGUACAAAAGAGAUGAAAAUACUGAUGCUUGGGCUAGAUUCUGCUGGUAAAACAACCAUUCUAUACAAAUUAAAAUUAAACAAAAUAAAAACAACAGCACCAACGGUAGGGUUCAAUGUGGAAACGUUCCAAUAUAAAAAUGUCAAAUUUAAUAUGUGGGAUGUAGGUGGACAAGAUAGAUUAAGACCAUUAUGGAGACAUUAUUACCCCAAGACUAAUGCUCUGAUAUACGUCAUUGAUAGUUCUGAUAAAACAAGAUUAGAAGAAUCCAAAAGACAAUUGUAUAAAGUUUUAAGUGAAUUGAGUGGGAAUGCAACAACAAAGGGAUUUUUAUUACUAGUAUUUGCAAAUAAACAAGAUUUGAAAAAUUCAAUGUCACCAAAAGAGAUUUCAGAAUUUUUAGAAUUGAAACAAAAUAUAACAAAAGAUCAAUUAUAUGCAGUUAUUGGAACAAAUGCAUUGACUGGACAAGGUUUGAUAGAAGGAUUGAGUUGGAUUUCUAAUAAUUUUAAACCAAAAACAACACCAAAUUAA
Molecule: messenger RNA, 573 nt
Organism: Hansenula anomala
Lineage: Eukaryota; Fungi; Ascomycota; Saccharomycetes; Phaffomycetales; Wickerhamomycetaceae
Gene: ARF3
Product: Arf family GTPase ARF3
Exons: 5
Coding region: 1-573 (190 amino acids)
Biological process (GO): intracellular protein transport; vesicle-mediated transport
Cellular component (GO): cytoplasm
Molecular function (GO): GTP binding; GTPase activity
Source: RefSeq, a predicted model, not a curated record